Brugia pahangi is the source of this 348-nucleotide messenger RNA. NCBI's taxonomy places the organism in Eukaryota, Metazoa, Nematoda, Chromadorea, Rhabditida, Onchocercidae. The record is from the annotation of a GenBank genome assembly.
AUGUGUUCUCAUAAGGCUGAAUUAACUGUCGCGAAGCACUUGAUUGGCUUCAUCAGUAUUAUAAUGAAUGGAUGUAUCUUCAUUUGGAUAGGCAGCAAAAAUCGCUUAGAUACCUUAUGUUUUGCACAGAAUUUCCGAGGAAUGAAUCUUAUCGAAUCACCAAAGCCAAAUUAUUUAAUAGAUAGUUUUGCAACUAAACUUAAUAAACUAUUCCCCAGCAAGCAGGUUUUCUUCUCAAGUGAUCUCUGUAUUGACGAUGCUUCAUUUUGGACUGAACUGUUGCAAGCUAUCACAGAUUAUGUUUCGAAAAAUGAAAAAAUUUUCGGUACCAUUCAGUGUUGUAGUUGA